Molecule: messenger RNA, 1863 nt
Organism: Poecile atricapillus (Black-capped chickadee)
Lineage: Eukaryota; Metazoa; Chordata; Aves; Passeriformes; Paridae
Gene: CHRNA2
Product: cholinergic receptor nicotinic alpha 2 subunit
Exons: 7
Coding region: 172-1752 (526 amino acids)
Biological process (GO): regulation of membrane potential; monoatomic ion transmembrane transport; nervous system process
Cellular component (GO): synapse; neuron projection; postsynaptic membrane
Molecular function (GO): acetylcholine-gated monoatomic cation-selective channel activity; transmembrane signaling receptor activity
Source: RefSeq, a predicted model, not a curated record
UCCCGAUCCCGAUUUUCCAGCGGGAAUGAGCGGCUCGGGAAUCUCGUCCGGGAGCAGGGACGAAACCCAGGAGCGCUGACGGGGCCCAAAUCCACGGAGACGCCUCCGGAAUUCCCUGGAUCCCUCCGAGCUCCUUUUCCAGAGGGAUUUUUUCCCGUUGUAAUUCCCAGGAUGGGAUCCCUGGGAUGCUUUUCCCCUGGGAUUUUCCCGCUUUUCUUCUGCUGCUUCCUCCUUUUCCAGCCGGCCGCGGGCCAGCGCCGGAGCCACGCCGAGGACCGGCUCUUCAAGCGCCUUUUUUCGGGAUACAACCGCUGGUCCCGGCCCGUUCCCAACACCUCCGACGUCGUCAUCGUCCGCUUCGGGCUCUCCAUCGCCCAGCUCAUCGACGUGGAUGAGAAGAACCAGAUGAUGACCACCAACGUCUGGCUGAAGCAGGAAUGGAGCGACUACAAACUGCGCUGGGAUCCGGCCGAGUACGACAACGUCACCUCCAUCCGCGUGCCCUCCGAGAUGAUCUGGAUCCCGGAUAUCGUCCUCUACAACAACGCCGACGGUGAGUUCGCGGUGACGCACAUGACCAAGGCUCAGCUGCUGUGGGACGGCACGGUCACCUGGGUGCCGCCGGCCAUCUACAAGAGCUCCUGCAGCAUCGACGUCACCUUCUUCCCCUUCGACCAGCAGAACUGCAAGAUGAAGUUCGGCUCCUGGACCUACGACAAGGCCAAGAUCGACCUGGAGAACAUGGACCACCAGGUGGACCUGAAGGACUACUGGGAGAGCGGCGAGUGGGCCAUCAUCGACGCCACCGGCACCUACAACUCCAAGAAGUACGACUGCUGCACGGAGAUCUACCCGGACAUCACCUUCUGCUUCGUCAUCCGCCGCCUGCCGCUCUUCUACACCAUCAACCUCAUCAUCCCCUGCCUCCUCAUCUCCUGCCUCACCGUCCUGGUCUUCUACCUGCCCUCCGACUGCGGCGAGAAGAUCACGCUCUGCAUCUCCGUCCUGCUCUCCCUCACCGUCUUCCUGCUGCUCAUCACCGAGAUCAUCCCCUCCACCUCGCUGGUCAUCCCGCUGAUCGGCGAGUACCUGCUCUUCACCAUGAUCUUCGUCACCCUCUCCAUCAUCAUCACCGUCUUCGUGCUCAACGUGCACCACCGCUCGCCCGGCACGCACGCCAUGCCGCGCUGGGUGCGCCGCCUCUUCCUGGACCUGCUGCCGCCCCGCAUCCUCAUGCGGAGGCCGGUGCCGGCCGAAGGGGGCGGGGGGCAGUACGAGCCGGCCGGGAGCGGGCUGAGCACCUCCCGCUGCUGGCUGGAGACCGACGUGGAUGAGGAGGAGGAGGAGGAGGAGGAAGAAGAGGAGGAGGAGGAGGAAGAGGAGAAGAGCUAUCCCGGCCGCCCCGUGGAAUCCCGGGAAAGGCAAUUCCGCUACAACCGAGCCGGGAAAGGCUCCGGGGGCUCGGCGGGGCGAGGCUCGUCCAAGGGGGGGAAGAAGGAGGAGGAGGAGGAGGAGGAGGAGGAAGGCUCGGAGCGGGGCCUGGCGCUGUCUCCCCGGAUGCUGAAGGCACUGGAAGGGGUGCAGUACAUCGCCGAUCACCUGCGGGCCGAGGACGCCGACUGCUCCGUGAAGGAGGACUGGAAAUACGUGGCCAUGGUGAUCGACCGGAUCUUCCUCUGGAUCUUCAUCAUCGUCUGCCUGCUGGGCACCGUGGGGCUCUUCCUGCCGCCCUACAUGGCCGGGAUGAUCUAGGAUCCCGCCGGGAAUAACGACGGGAAUAUCGGGAAUAACAACGGGAAUAUCGGGAAUAACAACGGGAAUAUCGGGAAUAACGGCUGGGAAGGACGCGGAUCCCUGGAAAAG